AUGUACCAAUCCAGCUCUCCCUACGCCCAGCCGAUGUCUGUGCCCACCUAUGGCGGGUCAGGCUAUACCCCGCCCGUCAAUGGAUCUGUGCAACCUGGAGACAUAAGCUAUGGCCAGAUCGUCGGCGGGGAUGGCAAGAUAGUCUACCAGCUGUUCAAAGCUGUACCAGCUAGCUAUCCAACACCAGGCGGUACGCUCGUUGGUGUCCAGUGGGUACCUACUGAAGCUGUAUCGUCGAUCCCGCCGGGCGCUCUCCCUGCAAACCCUGACUUUGUGACCAACUGGGUACGAUCCAACCCAACGGCGGCCCAACAAGCUCUAUCAUCGACCAAAGAUAGAGACAAAGAAUCAAAGCACAGCAGACACACUUCCGACUACGACUCACUCCAAAAGGCCAGGGAACGCGAUGCAGCCGAAUCAAAUAGGCGCCAGAGCUGGAACCCAUCCCAAGCAACUAAUGGCAUUCCUUUCCCUGGUUCAACUGCUUCAGUCACGGGUUAUCCCCAGUCCAAUAAUACUGGUCAUACAGGCUACCCGCAGAGUACCGCCACAGGAUAUCCCCAAGCUUCAACUGCAGUCUACGGCAGUCCAUAUGCAGUCUUCGGCGACCCCAGCCAGUCCUACAUGAACCCUUAUGGCGUAGCUUCCGGUGGGCACCCAGUCUCUACCACAGAUACCCAUACCCUAGCACACCAAAUGUCCUCGAUGGACCUCAACGCUGCCCGUUCCAAAGACUCCAAAGAACGCGAGCGCAAGAACAGCGAACACGCAUCGGGAAAACGGUCUCGUCGUCAAAGCGCAUACGAGCCUCCCAAAGUGAAUGACCCUUACGCCCUACCUCCCGCUUCCAAAGAUUACCAGCUCCCCUCUGGUUUAUUCGGUGCAACUGUGCCAGGAUACGUCCCUCCCUACGCCUCAUCCCAAUCAUCCGACCCGUCUCCCAACUCCCAGUCCCGGGAUUUAUCCUACGGUACCCAAGGUCCCUACCAAUACCCUCAGCAACAACAAGCCUCUGGAGCAGGAAUCUACGGCGUCCCAUACGCCUCGUCCUCAUCCUCCACCCGCGCCCGUGCAAAUUCGUCCGUCGGACGAGCUACCACACCAGCAGCACCCACGCAUGUCAAUGCCGCUGGCGUCGAAGUCUACCCUCCAGGCCACAUAAUGGAGGGUCUACCCAAGAACCCGACAUCCAAAUCCCGUGCAGCCUCCCCAAACCCGUACCCAAUUCACCCAGUUCAACAACCUCCGCAAUCUUCCCUCGCAGGGUACCCCGGAGGACCUCCUCCUCGUGCAGCUUCAAGCCAAGGAAGUGGUGGCCGACCAGCCUCACGAGUCGGCCAGCUAAACGGAACCCUACCAGCCCACCAGCUGGCAGCUCCAGAGUCGUUCUCUCGUCCCAUCGUAGCAGGACUUCCCUACUCCGCUUUCAAACCCACCAAAAUUCACGAUAUGGACGCGUUCUUUAGCCAGAUGGCGAAGAUGCCCCCCGUACUGGAAACGCACGACGUACGGGCCGAAGAUUGGCAUCGAUUCAUGGAGGACCUCACCCUUGCAUGGACAGGCCGCCUCCCAGCCCAAGUCCGUGCAGACGGCAAAGUAACCCCACCCUCUUACCUCGCAUCCGAGCUAAUCCACACUUGGAACACCUGCUUCUUCGAACCACGGGGUGUCGAAAUAGUUCUCUACCGAGGCCUCCAACGCCGCUCAGGAAAGCUCUACGGUCGGUCAGACCUCGAUCCCUCUGCUCUGGGCCCGGGAUCAGGUUUCCUGAGCGAAUCCUCCUCAAGUUCUUCGGAAGAUACAGAUAGUGACGACCCUUACCCUCCUCCUAAUAACCGAAACCAGACAGCGUCUGCUGACCUAGCAGCAGCACGCAGGCGGUACUACGAGCAAAAGCAAGCCGACAUCCAACGUCGAAAGGAGCGCAGACGAAGAAACCGCGAAAAACGGAGGAACAAGCGAUACACUUUGUUUGCUAACUGUAUCCGGGAUGGAGGUCCCAAUAGGUCAAUGAUGCCGCCUGGCGGUCAUACUAUGGGAACGACAGGCGGGACUGCUCCUCAAGGAGCGGCGAUGAUGCCUUCCGUGAGCUCUUACCCUGGCAUGUACGGGUUGCCAGGUUCAAUGCCUGGUGGAAUGCCGCCUCCCGGAGUGGCAGGUUCCAUGGGUCCUCCUCCCGGAAAAGCAAGAUCUCACAGCCGAAAUACAAACAGCAGCGGAGGUUACUGA
Molecule: messenger RNA, 2229 nt
Organism: Coprinopsis cinerea okayama7#130
Lineage: Eukaryota; Fungi; Basidiomycota; Agaricomycetes; Agaricales; Psathyrellaceae
Exons: 6
Coding region: 1-2229 (742 amino acids)
Source: RefSeq, a predicted model, not a curated record